Lolium perenne is the source of this 822-nucleotide messenger RNA. RefSeq lists its product as uncharacterized. The record is from RefSeq and is a predicted model, not a curated record. Lineage: Eukaryota; Viridiplantae; Streptophyta; Magnoliopsida; Poales; Poaceae.
AUGGACACGAAGAUCGCUCUUGCAUCUCGUGGGAUUGUGCGUGCAAUCCAGGCUGAGCAGGAUCCUCUGCCGGCCGGAGUCACGCCACUAACAGAACAACAGAAGUAUACCGUCUUAUACAUUAUAAGGCACCAUAUCCACCAAGAUCUCAAGUCUGAGUACUUGGAGGAGAAAUCCCCUAGUACCCUGUUUCAGGCCCUCAAAACGAGGUAUGAGCAGCAGACAACAGUUGUCCUGCCAGAAGCACUCCAUGAUUUGACUCACCUCCGUCUUCAGGACUUCAAGUCCAUAUCGGAGAGUACAAUCACGAGAAUCCUCCAGCAGACGAUGCAUCGUGCUCGCGACUACCAAGUCUAUUCCGAUCUUAUUCAUAUCUUACUUCAGGCUGAAAAGCAUGAUGAGCUACUCGCUAAGAAUGGCUCUCAGCGCCCGGUUGGUUCUCAACCUCUACCUGAAGUUCAUAUGAAUGUCGCGACCGGACGAAAGUUUGAUGGUGGCUUCAAAGGAAAGCCGUCGAACUUCAAUGGUAAGCGAAAGCGCAACCGGAACAGGAAGCCCAGAAACUCAGACCAUGGGAAAGACACCGCAAAGUCCAAGUUUGAUAAAUCUAAGCUUUGCGACAAGUGUGGAUGCUACACGCACCCCAGUGACAAGUGCAAGACCCCAAAGCAUCUGGCCAUUCUGUACCAGCAAUCCCAUGGACGCAACGCACCUCAAGGGAAAAGGUUUGAAGCCAACUUCAACCUUCAUCCAGAUGGCACCGAUGGAGCUGGCUGUUCGCAAGACGUUCCCUCGGGACCUAGCAACACCAUGCCUCUCUAG